UAAUGGCAACAAAAACAUUAUCUCCAACAUCCGCAGAACAAUCUGCACGCGCUACAAGAUCAGACGUAACGACGACAAAAACAAAUAUCUCGUUGAAAACAAACGGGUAGCCAUGCAGUUUAAAUUUGAUAGUCACAACCACGUCGGACAGGUGCUGAAGAUCGACAAUACGAUGACGGCUGAGGGAUACGAGAAAAAUUACGAUUUGAAAAACAAAUUACGAUUGAUAAUUGACGAGAUUGGUAAAAUGUCGGCUGUGGCUCAAGAAUUAGAGUUGCCGAUUACCAGUGCCAACAAGCUCAUCAAUUCUGAUAAUGUUAUUUACAUGAUGACUGAACAAAAUACACCUAUUAAUUUUGUUGUUGUUGGAAUUUUGAAAAUGGGAUGGAAAAAGUUGUACCUUUACAACAAAAAUGGUACUCGUUCAGAAACCAUGGUUUAUUGUUUGUUGGAUUUUUACAUCCAUGAGUCUAAACAGCGUCAAGGUUACGGAAAACGAUUGAUUGAAUACAUGUUACAGGAUAUGAAAUUGGAUGUUAAGCAAUUGGUUAUUGAUACUCCAACUACUACUUUAUUGCAGUUUAUGUGGAAAAAUUUCCAUCUAUCCAAAUUAGUAAACCAGGGAAACAAUUUUGUUAUUUAUGAGGAAUUCUUUGAUGAAUUUGAUCAAAAUCAUGACAAUACUGGAAAUAGAACAUCAGGGUAUAAUCGUCCACCUACAUUUGGACGCCAUGGAGCUCAUAAACAUCAUGAUUCAAUGGGUGAAAUUAUACAAGAUACAGGAGCUCCUUCUUCUGUGAAGCACGACCAUGUCAAUAAUUUUGUUCAUGACCAAUUCACUAAAUUUAAACCACAUACUGAAGAAGCUUUAGGCUCACUUCAAAUCAACAAAUAUGGUGAUUAUGUGGAGCGAGAUCUUAAAUACCAUCACAGCUCAACAUGAUGUAAAAAACUAUUGCUUUGAAUUCAAAUUACUUAUUAUAACUGAAAGAAUUUAUUGUUCAAUUAUAUGCCAGUAUCUGAAAAUAUUUUAAUAGUUUGAAUAUGUCCAUUUCAUUGUAGCUGUAGCUAAUAGACUAAUAAUACAUUAAUUAUUUUUGAUUA
This is a messenger RNA of Rhopalosiphum padi (bird cherry-oat aphid), 1104 nucleotides long. RefSeq names its product alpha-tubulin N-acetyltransferase 1-like. NCBI's taxonomy places the organism in Eukaryota, Metazoa, Arthropoda, Insecta, Hemiptera, Aphididae. Bases 113 to 943 code for a protein of 276 amino acids. Gene Ontology annotation, cellular component: microtubule. The transcript is spliced from 9 exons. The record is from RefSeq and is a predicted model, not a curated record. Gene Ontology annotation, molecular function: tubulin N-acetyltransferase activity. Gene Ontology annotation, biological process: alpha-tubulin acetylation.